CCUGAUGAGGGCUGUACACACUGUAGGGAGAAUUAGAGGAAAUAACAGAGCACAACAAACAAGAAGCGCUUAGAGAAUAACAGGAAAGCGUCGUUUUUCAUUGCUUCUGCUGCCGCUGCUGCGUUUCCGGACUACCUUCACCGGGGAGAGGAUGCUGCAUCCCCGGAAUCGCUGCCCUCCGCUCAUUAUCCGCGCAGUCUCCUCAGUUACGUUUCACUGUGAUUAACGAGUGUCGGGAGUAAAAGACGACGUGCGAACAAGACAAGGAGCUGAAAUUUGGAGUGAACAUUAAGAAGGUUUUCAUUGAGCAUCCGCGAGAGAAUUUUUUUGCGCGCUGCCCGCUUCAGUCGCAUCACUGCCGACUUGUGUUAGACGCAAAGGAGAGGGUAAAAAAAAAGACACACUUGAUAUUCUCCUCUCUGUUAAAUUAUUUAGGAGUAUCUGUUCCUCAAGCCCAACAUAUGCUCGUGUCUUUGUCUUACAUGAUUGUAAAGCAAGGCUCGAAGUGGCGGUGACACGGAUGAAAGCCGAUGGCCAGGCGCCCCGAAUUUCAUCAGAAGGGGGAUGCAACCUAGAAUAACCCCAGUGUCAAAUGGUAAGAGCGCAGCUUAUGUCGAGAAUCAGUGCACUUGCUCAGAAGUGGAGAAAAAAACUGUGAGUUUCUGCAGCUCCCGUAAGGUCUGUUGAUGUGAAUUAUCCCUGCAGCUUUCCACGCAACGCAAGGCAAAGAAGACCUGAAUCUCGACACGUUACGGGGCGAGUGUAUACUGCUGCGGCUGCGGACUGAGACAGCUACACACACCGCGGUUGAGAGCAUUGCUUUCUGUCACACUUCUCUGAAGUCAGGCUGAAGGGCGCAUGCAUAGUUGGCGCAUUGUAACUAUAACGCGCCUCAGGUUUCUCCUGAGACUGUCCCUCCUCCUGACCUCUUACGCACUGGAAGCCCAGACACUGGUGACUUUUUAAUGGCUUUUGUGUUCAGAAGAUGGAGGGUCUUACUGGUGCUGAACGUGCUCGCGGUUGCCGGGUUCAUUACUUUCUGGGCCAAGUGCAACAACGCACGCAGCAUCCAGACCACCGGUCCAGAGGCCGCGGUUGAUGGGAAGAGAGCCCGGGGCAACGGGACGGCACAGGGGCCCAGCGUCAGCCAUGAGGUGCUGCUGAAAAGGCUCAGCUCUCUGGAGGACGUGGUGUACAGGCAGCUAAACGGUCUGUCCAAAUCUCUGGGCCUGAUUGAGGGCUUUGGGGGUCGGGGUAAAGGCGGACUCCCCGCCACGCUGUCACCGGCUGAGGAGAGUGACGCUAAAUACCUUAGGGAGAAGUACGGCUAUAAUGCCUACCUCAGUGACAGAAUUUCUCUGGACCGCACAAUACCAGACCAUCGGCCUAGCAAAUGUAGAAAGGUCAGCUACCCAAGAGACCUUCCCCAAAUCUCCCUCAUCUUCAUCUUCGUCAACGAGGCUCUGUCGGUGAUCCUGCGCUCAGUCCACUCAGCUGUCAAUCACACACCGGCGCACUUGCUCAAGGAGGUCAUCCUGGUGGACGACAACAGCGAUGACGAGCAACUGAAAGGUCCACUGGAGGAGUAUGUGAACAAACGCUAUCCCGGCCUGGUGAAGAUUGUAAGGAACCAAAAGAGAGAGGGAUUGAUCAGGGCCAGGAUCGAGGGUUGGAAGGUAGCCACUGCUGAGGUGACAGGAUUUUUUGAUGCCCAUGUGGAGUUCACCCCAUCAUGGGCAGAACCAGUUCUAGCUAGAAUAAAAGAAAACCACAAGAGGAUUAUCUUGCCGUCAAUCGACAACAUCAAGCACGAUACCUUCGAGGUGGAGCGCUAUGAGAACUCUGGCCAUGGCUACAACUGGGAACUGUGGUGCAUGUACAUUAAUCCACCCAAAGAGUGGUGGGAGGAGGGAGACAUGUCUGCACCAAUAAGGACGCCUGCCAUGAUUGGAUGCUCCUUUGUGGCCAAUCGUGACUACUUCGGAGAACUCGGUCUACUCGACUCAGGCAUGGACGUCUACGGAGGGGAGAACAUCGAACUAGGCAUCAGGGUGUGGCUGUGUGGAGGCAGUAUGGAGGUGCUGCCUUGCUCCAGAGUGGCUCAUAUUGCACGAAUGAAGAAACCUUACCACAGUAACAUAGCUUUCCACACACGGCGUAAUGCCCUGCGUGUUGCAGAGGUCUGGAUGGAUGAGUACAAGUCCAAUGUCUACCUGGCCUGGAACAUCCCCAUGGAGAACCACGGUAUUGAUUACGGAGACAUAUCACAGAGGGUUGCACUGAGGAAGAGUCUGCAAUGUAAGAGCUUUCACUGGUAUCUAGACAACGUUUACCCAGAGAUGAGGAGGUACAACGAUACGCUGUUCUACGGUGAGGUCCGCAAUUCUAAAGCAAGCCACCUGUGUAUGGAUCAGGGUGUGAAGGAGAACCACACAGCCACCCUGCACCCAUGCCAUGGGUGGGGUCCUCAGUUAGGACGCUACACUAAAGAAGGUCAGCUGUUUCUGGGACCCCUAGGCAGCACUGGUGAGGACACUCGUUGUGUGGUGGACGAUCAGAUCAGCAACUUUCCUCAGCUCCUCAACUGUGAAAAGGUGACCAACGUGAAACAGAAGACAUGGCAUUUCUCUCAGAACGAAUCGAUCAUAAAUCGGGCUACUGGACGCUGUCUGGAGGUGGUGCCGGCUAAUGUUUACUUCGGCCACCUGCUGGUCCUGCAGCCCUGCUCGGGGCAGAGGUGGACCAUCAAGAACACUAUGAAGCAGUGAUCGCCUGGCCAGUUUCAUUGGGACCAAUUACAAAGGCUAUUUCCAAGAGCUGUCACCUGACGUUACCUUGGCCAGUGGACAAUCAAUGAUGCGGGGGCUCCUUAGCUUUUGAAAUAAGACUCAAAAAUAGAUGGCUUUAAGGAGACGAGUGAUGAGGUGGUUUGGAAACAGUUGAUGUGUUUUUGUUUUUGUUAGUUUUUUUAAAAAACAUGGACAUUCAACGUGGUGAAAGUUUAGCAUGAGGACCAUUUCUCUAUAUGAAUUUUACAAACUUUCAAUGUGAUGUUGCCAUAAUUCCUCUGUGCCACUUCUUUACAGUGUUUAAGUUUUAGUAGACAUUUAAUUGACCAAAAGUGUGUUCUUUCUUAUGUGAGGGGGAAAAAAGUUUCCAUCUUCCAUCAGUCUUUCUGCAAUAUUUCAUUCUUACUGACAUAAUUUUGUCUUUUGAGAUAUUAAAAAAACAAUAAAAUACCUGGAAUUAAAUUUCAGUUAUAUGCACUGAUCAAACUACAUUUGUAGUUUUCAACGUCAUGAAGGUUUUAGUCUAUGGCCGCGGUCCCCAACCUUUUUUGCGCCACGGACCGGUUUAUGUCCGACAAUAUUUUUACGGACCGGCCUUUAAGGUGUCGCGGAUAAAUACAACAAAAUAAAACGAGUACCGGUACCAAAAAUAAAUAACUAUAAUGUAUUCAUAACUCACGGGAAAAGACACAGGGAAACUGAGGUAACGAUAAAAACAAUAAAUAUUAACUAUAAAAAGAAAAAAAAACCCAUGUAAACCAUAAAUUUCACACCUGAACCUCAACGCUCGCGGCCCGGUACCAAACGACUCACGGACCGGUACCGGUGCAUGGCCUGGGGGUUGGGGACCGCUGGUCUAUGGUACUUAGAAAUUAAGGAAUGGCUACUCGUGACAGGAAAAAAUUUUAUACAGUUUAGCAAAAAUGCCUGAAAAGUGAUUCUUAUGUUUUUCAGAAAAUUCAAAUCCUUGUAAAUAUUUAUAAUUUGAAGAAAAAUAUGCUAAAAAUAUUACUUGGUGUACUUUUUUUUCCCCAAAUCACCCCAACAAGGACUCUGGGCUAAAUCUCACUUCUAUGUUUUAUGGAUUCUGACUUUUAUUGCCAUUUUUCCACCAAGCAUUCUGUAGCAUCAGAUGCAAUAUAUCUCGUAGCAUGAAGUACUGUAAGCAGUUGGGUACAAAGUUUAUUUGUGCUAAGUUGAUUUAUUUGGUUAACUGCUGUGUGCCAUAACUACUGAAAACCUAGUCAAACAUAGGAAGCACUUUUUUGGACAAAGGGUUGGAACGUGAACGAGAGAGGAGGAUUGAAUCAGGAAUGCACAAAAGUACCAAUAGUGGAAAUGCGGGAGGCCUUAAAGGCUGAAAUUAUUAACGUACUAAGAUGUAUAUGAUGUCAUAUAUUAAAUUGCAUAAGUGUGAUCAGCUGGAUUUUUGCUCCCAAGAUUGUCUUCCAAUAAACAACUGGU
Messenger RNA from Pelmatolapia mariae (spotted tilapia), 4253 nucleotides. It is a transcript of the gene galnt17, whose product is annotated as polypeptide N-acetylgalactosaminyltransferase 17. The coding region runs from base 966 to 2768 and encodes 600 amino acids. The transcript has 11 exons. Gene Ontology annotation, cellular component: Golgi apparatus. NCBI's taxonomy places the organism in Eukaryota, Metazoa, Chordata, Actinopteri, Cichliformes, Cichlidae. The record is from RefSeq and is a predicted model, not a curated record. Gene Ontology annotation, molecular function: polypeptide N-acetylgalactosaminyltransferase activity. Gene Ontology annotation, biological process: protein O-linked glycosylation.